ACUCAUGCUUAAAAGACUUCCGAGUACACGAACGAUUCACCGCAUGCACAAACGUCGCAAACCACCAUGAACACAGCAGAGCACGGUGCAUUCCAGCAUGGCAAGAGCGCGGGGAUAAAAGACGGAGAAGAUGUUGAGAAAGCUGGAGACGCGCAGGUUAUCGCAGGACACGAUGGUGAACAGAGGGACCUUCCGCCAUUGAAGGCGCUGUCCUUCCUAGAUCGAUUCCUUGUCGUCUGGAUUGUACUUGCUAUGGGAAUUGGGAUUGCGCUUGGGAAUACAGUCGAUUCUAUAGGACCUGCGUUGCAAAAAGGCGAGUUCGUGGGUGUCAGUAUACCCAUAGCAAUUGGACUGCUCGUCAUGAUGUACCCGAUCCUCUGUAAGGUCCGCUACGAAACGCUGCAUCUGCUCUUCAACUCCAAAGAACUCUGGAUCCAAAUCGCAGUCUCAUUUGUCUUGAACUGGAUCAUCGCCCCACUAUUCAUGGUCGGCCUUGCCUGGGCGUUUCUGCCAGACCGCCAGGAUCUGCGCGAGGGGCUAAUCUUCGUGGGCAUUGCGAGAUGCAUUGCCAUGGUACUCAUCUGGACUGAUCUCGCACAGGGCGAUGGCGACUACUGCGCAGUUCUUGUCGCCUUCAACUCGAUACUGCAAAUUAUCCUGUUUGCGCCUUUCGCCGUAUUCUACAUCCAGGUUGUCAGCCAUGGCGAAAAGACGGCCGUCUCAUACCAAGGCGUUGCGAAGAGUGUUGGGGUAUUCCUUGGUAUACCCCUCGGAGCAGCAGUCGUCACUCGGCUGGCUUUAAGGACACUACUUGGAGAAGAACGAUACCAACGGCGCUUCAUCCGAUACAUCGCACCGUUCUCCCUCAUUGGCUUGAUCUACACCAUCAUCGUCCUCUUUGCAAGCCAGGGCGCGCACGUUGUCCGACAGAUCACCGACGUUCUUCGUGUUUGCGCACCGCUACUCAUCUACUUCCUAGUCAUCUUCACAAGCACAGUUUGGUUUUGCUGGAAGAUGGGCUUUGGGUACAAGGUCAGCUGUACGCAAAGUUUUACUGCUGCAAGCAAUAACUUUGAACUCGCUAUCGCGGUAGUGGUAGCCGUGUAUGGCGCUGGCAGUGGACAAGCUCUGGCAAGUACCGUCGGACCUCUGAUUGAAGUCCCGGUCCUUGUACUGCUUGUGUACGUCUUGAAGUGGAUCCGGGCGAGAUGGCAAUGGGCCUAGAAGGCGUGGCAUUGUCCUAUCAAAUGCAUGUCGGUCAGCAUGAGAUUAGCUUCGGACCUAAGGCCACGACUCGAGCCAGAAAUGGAAACCGAAAUGCAGGUAUGAGGGCGGAUCGUCCGGAAAUGGUCUUGGUCCGACAGGUGCCUGCUUUCAAGGGCAGUGACAUCUUGUCAUGGAUUCCUCGCGAGUCCAUGACGGGCAUGACCCGGAAAGGACUUGGUGCGAUUGUAGCUAGUCAUAUCUGGGAUGGGAUGGCUGUGACAGGAUGGCAAAGUAGCGCGAACUGUGUUUAUAGGUUCACUGUGGAUGCCAAGCGCUCUUAAGAGUUGCGCUAUUCUCUCGAAGCCAUAGUGUGCCACGACUUAAUGUUUAGUUUGCUGCAAACCAUUAUUUCGGG
This is a messenger RNA of Bipolaris sorokiniana ND90Pr, 1621 nucleotides long. RefSeq lists its product as uncharacterized. The transcript is spliced from 3 exons. NCBI's taxonomy places the organism in Eukaryota, Fungi, Ascomycota, Dothideomycetes, Pleosporales, Pleosporaceae. The record is from RefSeq and is a predicted model, not a curated record. Bases 67 to 1224 code for a protein of 385 amino acids. Gene Ontology annotation, molecular function: antiporter activity; antimonite transmembrane transporter activity; arsenite transmembrane transporter activity. Gene Ontology annotation, biological process: antimonite transmembrane transport; arsenite transport. Gene Ontology annotation, cellular component: plasma membrane.